Molecule: messenger RNA, 7980 nt
Organism: Entrophospora sp. SA101
Lineage: Eukaryota; Fungi; Glomeromycota; Glomeromycetes; Entrophosporales; Entrophosporaceae
Source: the annotation of a GenBank genome assembly
AUGGAAGAAUCAAUUAAUGUCGAAAUCAAUUCUGCAGAUCUUUCUUGGGCUGAGUUUCUUAGAACUAAGGCAUUAUAUAGCAUUACAAGUUCAAAUGUAACCUAUCGUCUCGAGUUUUUAAAUCAUUUAUUGUUACCACGUAUAAAAGUUAGAGAUCUUUCAGAUAAAGUCAUUGAAGUUCUUUUACAACUUAUCCUUUUGACAUAUCCAAGAUAUACUGAUAGAGAAUCACGCCUUUCAAUUUUAAAUAUUCUCAAAGAGCUUAACGCUUGGAAUUCAGAUAUCUUUUUAAAAACUUUUGUUCCAAUGGUGGUUAAAGAGGCCGAUAAAUUAAAUCAAAAAAGUUCAGAUGGCACUACAUAUACUACAGCUUCGUCUAGUAGAUUUGUUCUUCUCACAUGGAUCAAUUUAAUGAUCACACUUUCUUCUUUAUCAACAAAUUUUAUUCCUGACACUUCGUCAUAUUGGAAGGAUCUUGUAAAUGCACAAGGACUUUUACUUCAUACACUGACUAGUGAGGGGGAAAAAAGAAAAGGAAUUAGGAUGAGUGCAUUAAGGGAUGUAAGACGAUGUAUUCGAAAGAAUUCUUCAUAUAUUCCAUCAUAUAUAUCCUAUUUAACGUCCAGUGUAAAGACAUGCGAUCCGCCAUUUAGAAAUGCGGUACUGCUUGGAAAUGUUAUUGGAUGCGCUUUACGGCUACAAAAUAAAAACAAAGAGAUUCUUGGAAAGAAUUUAAAUGAAGAAAUAAUGCAAUAUUAUUUAUCGACUAUUAUUUCAUCAAAAAUAUCUGUUCCUAAAACAUCAGCGGACGCUUUACAUGAUUUUAUAAAAAAUGUUAUCACAGAGGGAGAUUUUAAUGAAAAAUUUGUCCCAGUUAUAGAAAAGUUGCUUUUAAGGGCACCUGAAAUUGUGAUUAAUACAUUAAUUUAUCUCUUAAAAUCUUUAUCAUUCGAUACCUCAAGGAUUUUUAAAAAUCAUUUCAUUCAACCACUCCUUAAUCAUAUUCGUUCGACAAAUAAAACUGUACAGACUGAUGCAGCAGAGUUGCUUAAUUUGUUAGUGCAAAAAAGUAAAAAUGAAGAUAUUUGUAUAGAAAUUGUUAUGGAAAUUAUUCAGGCAUUAAGUGGAGCAAAGAUUACAAACCCAGAACAUCGCAUGAUCCUGUUUCAAGCAUUAAAUCAUAUUUAUCAAUCUCCCGUUGUUGUAAAAAAUCUUAUUAAAGGACUUUUGCCUAUAGUCUCCAAGGAAAGUAAUGAAAAUUCUUUGGCCAAAGUCAUUGAUACAUUAAGUUUGCAUGCAAUGUCACUAUUUAAACAUGAAAAUGAUGAAAAUACUAUCAAUAUGUUCACAAAUGCUAUUGUCGAAGGAUUGAAAAGUUCUAAAGUUGGCUUGAGAAAAUCUUGGGCUCUUGCAUUAGGUCGUCUUGUUUGGCAAGAAAAUGAUAUUCCAUCUGCAUCUUUUCGUAUCCUUGUUAAACAAUCACUUGUACCUUUGUUAUCAUCAAUGGAAAAGAUUCAGUCAAAUCCAUUGAAUUAUGUUGGUGGGCCAAUUGAAGGAUACAUUUCAAUUGCUAUUAUUGAAGGUAGAACGGUCAAAUGGAAUGAUGAUGAAAUAGCUAAUUUAGUUCAUUCAAAGAAACAGAUUCAAAACAUUUUUAUUGCUAAUCCUAAGCCCUCUUUUUGGUUAUGGGAUAAAGUUUACACUAAAUUAACCACCUUUGAUGAAUAUCAGUGGUUUCUUCGUUCUAUUGAAAGUGUUGUAAUCAAUAAAAGUGAAUUAUUAUUGCAAAAAGCUGAUGUUAGAAUAUUGAUUGCAAAUUCAUUUGUAUAUUUGAUAACCGCGUGUCAAAUUUAUCAGAUAAGGCGCGAGGCACAAAACACCCUUAGAAUAUGUAACCAAUAUAAUCCUCAAGUUGUUGGGAAGAUAAUACGUGAAGGACUUACACAAUGGUUAAUUAACUUGGAAAAUGGCACAAAAGAUUCAAUGGCUGUUUUAUACUCCAUCAAUUCUCACACAGAUCACGUUAUUAAUGCAUAUAAAUUCUCAACAAUACUUACCGCUAUUACAACAUUUUCUAAUAAUACAGACAAAACAUUAAUAGAGGAAUUGUUGAUUGAGCUUAUUAUUCUAGCUCAUCAUCCUAUGAUUGCAUCUCAAACUGACAAAUAUAACUGGAUUUCGUUAGCUCAAAGAGCUCAUCUUGAUCCUGGAAAAUUAGUUGAGAAAUACUCGGAUCAUCUUUUAAAUAUUAUACUUGAAAUAUUUAACACUUAUGAUGAACGGACCAAUUUUUACAAAGCCGCUUUAUCUGCCAUUUCCACGAUCCUUUUUAUUCUAAAAGAACAAAUAAUUCCUUUAUUCCUUAAACAAUGUAAAAAUAAUUUGGAUGCUACAUUAUUUGAUAAAAUUGAGGAAAAAGAUAUUGAUAUUUGGAAAACAGAAGAGGGAACUUUAUUUGAAAUUGCAAAAAAAAAAGGUUCACAAACACCUAAACUUACUAAAGAUGAGCAGGCUGCUGUUAAUGCACAAUUAAAAAAGGAAUCUGAAAUUCGUAAUAAUGUUGAACAAAUCCGUAAAAAACUCGUAAAGGGUUUAGACAUAACUGAUGCUAUGAUUGAUGGUAGUCCUGAAACUGUUGAAAAAUAUAUUACCAAAAUAAUGCAAUUAUUAUUUGUUGUAUUAAAAAAAAGCAAUAAUGAUUUGUUAGGAGAUAAAGCAGUAAACACUUACUUAAAACUUGGUCUUGCUACUUCAGACCAGAUUGAAGGUAUUCGGAGAUCGAUUGGAUUAGCAACGCUCCGUGCUAUGGACAUAAAAAAUAUUCCUGAUAUUUGGCUUCAAGAACCAUUGGAACAUCUAGUCACACGUGUCCUUUAUCGUCUUCGUUUUAUUUCUGAACGGUCUGUUUUGCCACCUUCUUCAUUCACAUACUGUUUUCCAUUAAUCAAAUAUAUUGUUAUGAAAGGUGGGCUUGGAUGUGAUAUUAACGAUGAAAAUUAUAAUGAAUCGGUAUUAGAACAAAUUACGCUUGGAUUAGAUAUAAUAUCAUUUCAUGCAUCAGUUGGUACUUCAACCAUAAUACCCAGAGCAGAAAUCAUCCAAGUUCUUCUGGAUAUCAUUAAAAAUUAUCCAAAAUUGGCAAUAACAGCAAAAAAGACUCUGAUUGAUUUCUGUGAAUUUAUUGGCAUAACAGCAUCUAGAAUAGAAACUAGUGCGUUGUUCGCAGGCCUACUUUCUUCAGAGACGUUUAUUCGAAAUGCCUGUUUACAGUCAUUGGAUUUUACAGACCUUACUGACAUAGAUUUUUCUUGCGAGUUAUGGAUCACAUGUCAUGAUAAUGAUGAAUCUAAUUCUAAAUUUGCUUUUAAAUUAUGGGAGGAGAAUGGAAUGGAUAUAGAAGAAAAUUAUGCUGUUGAAUUAUUGCCAUAUUUAAGUAAUGAUGUCAAUUAUGUAAGAAUCACUGCUGCCAAAGCAAUAGGUGAAGCCGCCAAAGAUUAUCCAGAUACGAUUGGAGAUACAUUGUCAUUAAUUUAUGAUAUUUAUAAAAAAAAGGCAGCACCGAUUAAACCCGAAUAUGAUGAAUAUGGUAUACUAAAACCCGAAUCAAUAGACAGAAAAGACCCUUGGGAGGCUCGUGUUGGGUUUGCCCUUGCUCUUGUAGCACUUGCACCAAUUUUAGGUCCAGCUGAAAUAACAGAUUUUUUUGAAUUCCUUAUAAUUAAUGAAGCUGUUGGUGAUAGACAUCCAGAAGUUAGACAAAAAAUGUUAGAAGCCGGCUUAACAGCUAUUGAUUUUCAUGGAAGUAAAAACGUUACGAGUUUAUUAACAAUAUUUGAAAAUUAUUUGGAUAAACCAGCAGAACCUACAGAAACACAUGAUCGCAUUCGUGAAUCGGUUGUUAUUUGGUUUGGUGCUUUGGCUAGACAUUUAGACCCAACAGAUAGUAAAAUCCCCAUGAUAACUGAUAAACUUUUAGAAACUUUAAAAACUCCAGCAGAAUCUGUGCAAACUGCAGUUGCCGAUUGUCUUCCACCUCUGAUUAAAACAACAAAAACUAGAGCGCCAGUUAUUGUUGAAGGUUUAUUGAAUCAAUUAUUUCACGCUGAAAAGUAUGCGGCACGAAGGGGAGCUGCGUAUGGAUUGGCUGGUGUUGUAAAAGGAAUUGGCAUAUCAACUUUAAAAGAUUGUAAUAUUAUGACUACAUUGAAAGAAGCUGUUGAUAAUAAAAAGGACUACAAGUUUCGACAAGGAGCUCUUUUUGCCUUUGAAACAUUAUCACAAACUUUGGGUCGUCUAUUUGAACCUUAUGUUAUACAAAUUCUUCCUUUACUUUUAACCUGUUUUGGCGAUACACGUCCCGAUGUACGCGAAGCCACUUCUGACACUGCAAGAAUUAUUAUGAGUAAAAUAAGUGGUCAUUGUGUUAAACUUAUUCUUCCAUCGCUUCUUACGGGAUUGGAAGAUAGACAAUGGCGGACUAAAAAAGGUUCAAUUGAAUUAUUAGGAUCUAUGGCAUUUUGUGCACCAAAACAGCUUUCAAUUUCACUUCCAACUAUUGUUCCAAGAUUGACAGAAGUGCUUACAGAUUCACAUAAAAAUGUUCAGACAGCAGCAAAUGAAGCUUUAUUACGUUUUGGUGAAGUGAUUAGUAAUCCAGAAAUUCAAUUACUUGUACCUAUUUUGCUAGGUGGUCUUAGUGAUCCUGAUAAGAAAACUAGUGCUGCUUUAGAUGCUUUAUUGGAAACUGCAUUUGUCCAUUAUAUCGAUGCGCCUUCAUUAGCAUUGGUUAUGCCGAUUCUUGAGCGUGGCUUGAAAGAGCGAAGCACGGAAAUUAAAAAAAAAUCUUCUCAAAUAGUUGGUAACAUGGCUUCUUUAACUGAUGUCAAAGACCUUGUUCCAUAUUUACCAAAACUAUUACCUGGACUCAAAGAAGUCUUGGUAGAUCCUGUACCUGAAGCUCGAUCUACGGCUGCAAAGGCAUUAGGCACACUUGUUGAAAAACUUGGAGAAGACAAAUUUCCCGAUAUUGUUAAUGAAUUACUUCAUACCCUUAAAUCUGAUACUAGUGGUGUUGACCGACAAGGAUCUGCGCAAGGCCUUAGUGAAAUAUUGUCUGGUCUAGGACUUGAAAGACUUGAUGGGCUUUUGCCAGAAAUCAUCAAUAACACCAAUAGUGUAAAAGCUUACGUUCGAGAAGGAUUUAUCUCAUUACUUAUUUAUCUUCCUGCAACAUUUGGUCAAAGGUUUCAACCUUAUCUUGGUCGAAUAAUACCAUCAGUUUUAUCUGGCUUAGCAGAUGAAUCAGAAUAUGUUCGAGAUGCAUCGCUUAAAGCUGGUCAAAUGAUUGUAGUAAACUAUGCUACAAAGGCUGUAGAUUUAUUACUUCCCGAGUUGGAAAGAGGUUUAUUCGAUAACAAUUGGAGGAUAAGGCAUAGUUCUGUGCAAUUAAUGGGUGAUUUGUUAUACCGGAUUACUGGAAUUAGUGGUAAAUCUGAUCUUGAAGGUGAAGAAGAAGAUAUUAGUGGUGGGGCUGAAGUGAAUAAGAAAAUAUUACUUCAAGUUCUUGGAAAAGAAAGACGUGAUCGAGUGUUAGCAGCACUAUAUAUUGUAAGACAAGAUGUUUCAGGCAUUGUUCGUCAAUCGUCAAUUCAUGUGUGGAAAGCUAUUGUUCCUAAUACUCCACGUACUGUCAAGGAAAUUCUUCCAGUAAUGAUGGGAAUAAUCAUUCGAAACCUUGCAAGUUCAAGUUAUGAACGACGUCAAGUAGCAGGUCGUACAUUAGGAGAACUUGUACGUAAAGUUGGCGAAAGCGUCUUAUCGGAAAUUAUACCAAUUUUAAAAGAUGGUUUAGAAUCAAAUGAUCCGGACAUGAGGCAGGGUGUAUGUAUAGGUUUAAGUGAAAUCAUGGCUACAGCUGGUAAAAUACAAGUAAUAGACUAUGUUGAUUCAAUCAUUCCUGCAGUAAAGAAAGCAUUAAUUGAUAAAUCUGGUGAUGUUCGUGAAGCUGCUGCACAAGCUUUUGACACACUUUUGCAACAUGCUGGAGAGAAGGCAAUAGAUGAGAUAUUACCAUCUUUAUUAAAUUCAUUAAAGUCCGGAGAAGAUUCUGAAUAUGCACUUGAAGCAUUAAAAGAAAUUAUGGCAAUUCGAGCUAACGUAGUUUUUCCAGUAUUAAUACCAAACCUUAUUUCGGUGCCUAUCUCUGCUUUUAAUGCUAGAGCUCUAGCCUCUUUGGUGAAAGUAGCUGGUCCAGCACUUAAUAAACGGUUGACUAAUAUUCUUAGUGCACUUAUGACAUCAUUAGGAACGGAAACUGAUGAGGCGAUUAUUUCAGAGUUGAAAGAAACCGAAAGGGCCUUAUUGCUUUCGAUUGAUGAAACAGAUGGACUUCAAACAUUAAUGAUGAUGCUUUUUGAAUCAGUAAAAAGUGACGAUCCUGUUAAACGUUCUUGUUCAUGUGAUGUACUUGCGUUAUUCUGUAAUGAAAAUAAGAUGGACAUUUCACGAUAUAUUCCUGAAUGGAUAAGAGUGUUGAUAUUGCUUCUUGAUGAUCGACAAGAAGAUGUUGUGAAAUCUGCUUGGAAUGCUUUGAACUCUGUAACCAAAAAUAUAAAGAAAGACGAUCUAGAACAACUUGUUACAACCGUUCGUCGUGCCAUAAAAAAUGUAGGAGUUGCUGGUGUAGAUUUGCCAGGUUUUUGUUUACCAAAAGGCAUUGGUCCAAUUCUUCCUAUUUUUUUGCAUGGAUUAAUGUAUGGUACUCCUGAAAUUCGAGAACAAUCUGCUUUAAGUAUUGAUGAUCUUGUUCAGAGGACAUCUAAUAAUGCUCUUAGACCUUUUAUUACUCAAAUUACUGGACCACUAAUCCGUGUAAUUGGAGAUCGUUAUCCUCCUCAAGUGAAGGCUGCAAUACUACAAACUUUAAGUUCACUGCUUGACAAAGUACCUGCACAAUUAAAACCCUUCAUUCCCCAAUUACAACGCACAUUUAUUAAAUCUUUAACUGAUCCAUCGAGUGUUGUUGUACGUUCACGAGCAGCUUCAGCUUUAGGAAUACUGAUUUCACUACAAACACGUGUAGAUCCUUUAGUGACAGAGUUGGUUACUGGGGCUAAAACUAGUGACCCAAGUUUAAAAGAAACAAUGUUAAGUGCACUUGAAAAUGUUGUGAGUAAAGCGGGGAAUGGUAUGAGUGAUGCUUCUAAAAAAGGUGUACUUGAAGUUAUUGCAGAUGGGUUGAAUGAUAAAUCAGAUGGGGUGGUUACUGGAGCAGCUCGUCUUCUUGCAAGUUUAUGUAAAUAUCUCACACCUUCAGAAGCAUUGCCAGUUGUAACCUCUCUCACAUCAAUCAAUGCAAUAAUAGUUGAGUCACCAAUGACAUUCAUAGAUUUAAAAGUUGUUGGUGCGAUUACAGACAUUAUAAUAGCUGGAACCACAAUUAAUCAGCUGAACGUUUCUAAUGCUGCUGUAAAGGCCAUGGGCAAAAUUAUGUUUUCGGAAAAAUAUCAUGAUGAAAUAGUUACAGAGAAAUUUAUGAAUACAUUGAUUAAUAUCAUUAGCGAGCCAACAGCAUCAUUUUCAGAAACCAAACGAUUAACUUUAAUCACACUUACUAUUAUGGGCAGAAGACACCCAGAGCCACUGGAACCUCAUCUUAUUACUGUAAUUCCACUCAUUGUUAAUUGUGGUCAUGAUAAAAAUGUCCCAGUAAAAUUGGCAGCAGAACGUGCAUUGAUAUAUACUUUGCAACUCUUAGAUGGUGAUAGCAUGUUACAUCAUAUGAUAUCAAUACUUGAACCCCAAGCAAGCAAACAUCUUGUUGAAUAUCAUAAACGAGUUUUAACAAAAGCAGUAUUAGAAGAACAUGAUAGGGUCGACAAAAUUAAUGCAGGGAUUAUAACUGUCCCAGAAGAUGACGAUGAACAAGAAAUUUGGAUAGUUGGAAAUUCGGCAACAUAUGAUUUUCCUAAUGAAAAUUAA